Messenger RNA from Cyprinus carpio (common carp), 4322 nucleotides. Its product is annotated as zinc finger protein 711-like. Gene Ontology annotation, molecular function: RNA polymerase II transcription regulatory region sequence-specific DNA binding; metal ion binding; DNA-binding transcription factor activity, RNA polymerase II-specific. Gene Ontology annotation, biological process: regulation of transcription by RNA polymerase II. Bases 297 to 2558 code for a protein of 753 amino acids. The transcript is spliced from 9 exons. Gene Ontology annotation, cellular component: nucleus. The record is from RefSeq and is a predicted model, not a curated record. Lineage: Eukaryota; Metazoa; Chordata; Actinopteri; Cypriniformes; Cyprinidae.
CGAGUAGUCUGAUUGGCCGAGGCAGCGAAUCGAGCAGCGUGAUUGGCUCGGGCCUGGAAAAGAGCGUUCGGGGAUCCUCAAUGUACAGGCCGCAGUAGCGCUACCGUUGGAAAAUUAACAAUAAUAAAUUGCGACAGAUUCGAGGGGAUCCGAAACUCUUCAACGCUCCGAAGGCAGUCGCGGAGUAGACACUUUCCUCCCAGAUGCCAGAUUCACAGAUUUGCUCAAUGUUUGCGAUGCGUUUACAUGAAGGGAACUACUGUCAGAUGUGAAGUGUUGUGGAGCAGUCUCAGAUCAUGGAUCAAGGUGGAGGGAUCCUGGAGCUUCACAAGGAUUUAAAAAUGCCCCAUGCAAUGAUAAUGCCAGAUUUUGUUGCAGGGAUGGGAGGCAUGGCCCACAUUGACGGCGAGCACAUUGUGGUGUCGGUGCCGGAGGCCGUGAUGGUGUCCGAUGUGGUGACGGACGAGGGCAUCAUGCUGGAGACUGGCCUGGAGGCUGAAGUGGUGGAGGGGCCUGACAUCUGUCACGAGGACGUCAUCACCACCGAGGGCGUGAUCAUGGCCGAGUCCAUCCUGGGGGCCGAGGUGGCCAUCCAAGAGGCUCUGGGAGGCACCGCUGACCUGAUCGAGGAGACGGUGCCGGAUCAGGUGUUUGUGGCUGAGCUCAUGUCUCCUCACGAUCAGAGCCCGCUGGACCACGAGCUGGUGUCCGCAGAGGUCAUGGUGACGGACACCGAGACAGUCAUCCAGUCGCAUGACAGCAUUAAAGAGGACGACGAGGAGGAGGACGUGAAGAGCACUUCGGAGGACUACCUCAUGAUUUCCCUGGAUGAGGUCGGGGAAAAGCUAGACAUUGGAGACACGCCUUUAAAGAUCAGUGCAGGUGUGGUCCAGGACGACGACGGCUCCAAAGAGGAUGAGUUCAGCUCCGAGGUCAUUAAAGUUUACAUCUUUAAGGCAGAUGGAGACGAAGAUGUGGAAAUAGGUAAGAAACACAUUUCACAUCUUUCGAGUUUCCCAAUGGUCUAUCCGGCCGGUUCAGGCAGACUGUCCAGAGAGAAGAUGGUCUACAUGGCUGUGAAGGACGCCAGCCAAGGAGACGAGGACAUCAACUGCUCGGAGAUGACUGACCAGGUGUAUAUGGAGGUCAUUGUUGGGGAGGAAGAGGCUCCUGUCAUCACUGAAGCGCAGCUGGAGGACGCACCGGUCAACAAGACCUUCGUUCCUGCCGCCUGGGCGACUGCUUAUGGAAGCAGUCUAGAAAGUAAGAACGGUGCGGCCACUCCAUACCUACAGAUCAGCGACAGCAUUAGCACAAGCCGAGCACUUAAACAAAAGAUCAAGAAGAAGAGGAGAGGGGAGACGCGCCCGUCUCAGACAGCUGUGAUCAUUGGUCCUGACGGCCAGCCCCUGACCGUCUACCCCUGCCACAUCUGCGGCAAGAAGUUCAAAUCACGCGGUUUCCUGAAGCGCCACAUGAAGAAUCACCCGGACCACAUGUUCAAGAAGAAGUACACGUGCACCGACUGCGACUUCACCACCAACAAGAAGGUGAGUUUCCACAACCACCUGGAGAGCCACAAGCUGAUCAUCAAGAGCGAGAAGAUCCCGGAGUACACCGAGUACACGCGGCGCUAUCACGAGGCCAGCCCGCUCAGCUCCAACAAGCUCAUCCUGCGCGACAAGGAGCCCAAGCUGCACAAGUGCAAGUACUGCGAGUACGAGACGGCCGAGCAGGGCCUCCUCAACCGCCACCUGCUGGCUGUGCACAGCAAAAACUUUGCGCAUGUUUGCGUCGAGUGCGCCAAGGGCUUCCGGCACCCGUCGGAGCUCAAGAAGCACAUGCGGACGCACACGGGCGAGAAGCCCUACCAUUGCGAGCACUGCGACUUCCACUGUGCUGACCAGUCCAACUUAAAGACUCACAUAAAGAGCAAACACGGCACUGACCUGCCCUUCAAGUGCGGCCACUGCCCGCAGGCCUUCGCCGACGACAAGGAGCUCCAGAGGCACACGGAGAUCUUCCAGGGCCAUAAGACUCACCAGUGUCCGCACUGCGAACACAAAAGCACCAACUCCAGCGACCUGAAGCGUCACGUCAUCUCGGUGCACACCAAAGACUUCCCGCACAAGUGCGACGUCUGCGAGAAGGGCUUCCACAGACCCUCCGAACUGAAGAAGCACGCAGAAACGCACAAGGGGAAUAAAGUGCACCAGUGCAGGCACUGCGACUUUAAGACGUCGGACCCCUUCACGCUGAGCCGCCACAUUCUGUCCGUUCACACCAAGGACUUGCCGUUUAAGUGCAAGCGGUGCAAGCGCGGAUUCAGGCAUCAGAAUGAACUGAAGAAGCACAUGAAGACGCACAGCGGUCGCAAGGUCUAUCAGUGCCAGUACUGCGAGUACAACACUACGGACGCUUCGGGUUUCAAACGGCACGUCAUAUCCAUCCACACUAAAGACUAUCCGCACAGGUGUGACUAUUGCAAGAAGGGUUUCAGACGGCCGUCGGAAAAGAACCAACACAUAAUGCGGCAUCACAAAGAAACCUUACUAUAACGCGCUUUCUUUCAUCCCCAAAACAAGCUCCACGUGUCAUUCACAGCCUUCUUAUUUAAUGUUCUGCUUAUGCGUAGAGAAACAUCAGUCACAGCUGAGGCGGGUAGAAGUGGCUAACAGUGCGGUCUUGGUCACACCUCUCACAGUCUUUGAAGAAAACUUUCAUUCAGGGUCUCAAAAGCCUAUAUUUUUAUACCCACUUCCCAAUUCAGAAAGGGUAGUUCACCCAAAAAUUCAAAUUGUCAUUAUUUACCUUCCAAACACCUUCUCUAGAGGACAACAGACGUUUCGCAGAAUGUUCUCGCUGCUCUCUUUCGUUAACCAAUAGCUUCUGCUGAGUGACCAGUGGCUGUCAGGCUUCGAAAAAGAUGAAGAAGCAGCAUAAAGGUGUCAGAAAGGUAGAGUUUUGUGCACUUUAUAGUUCAUUGAGAGUUCCUGGUCACUGUAAACGUAUGUAUGCUUGCAUGGAUAAAGCAGCACAGUGAUUUCGUGCCCCAAAAUGAGUAAAUGAUGACAGUUUGUUUUUAUGGGUCAGAGCAUCAUUAGUCAGGAUCGACGCAGUACUGAAUUUCACAAAACACGGCUAAGCGUAGAGUCUUUAUAAGGGCAUGUGCUGUGUAAAUCUAACUCGCAUGUCAUUUCAAAACUGUUCAACUCAUCAGCAUUCGAGUCUGUUCCUCGCUGACUAUCAGGACAAACAUGUUUCCUCUGCAGUCAUUAAAUCUUAGAUGUAUUUUACCAGCUAGUAUGUCCAGGUUUUACUGUACCUUCACCGUUUUGUACCCAUCAUGAAGUUGAUUUGAGCAGAUCUGAAACUGCGAUUUACACCCGUGUGUUUUUCCAGCAUUUCGCACUCUUCAGCGUCUUCAGCGUUCCUUAGCUUUGUGAAUACCACUACAAAAUUCAAUGUUUGUGUAAAAUGAAACGUGCACAUACUGCCAAUUAUUUCUGAUCUCUCGAGUCAUGCCUUACGUGUAUUGUUUUUGCACUGAAUUCAGUAAGUAUGAAUCAAUUGUGAAUAUUUUUAACAAGUUAUGCUAUGAUAGAUGUAUACAUUAAUGAAUGCAAAUCACGUUUAGAGCACCUUUUGGUUUUAUAAUGUCACUUUAGAGUUAUUUAUUUCAUCCUAAAGCAGAAGCCAUGCUUCAUCCCCUUCCCAGCAGUACCUCGGCGAUCCAGGCAUGCCUUGAUAUCUGUCUCUAUUGAUCGGCGUAGCUAUUGACUUCUGGUGUGAGUUUGGAGGGGCGGUACUUCCUGUCAAUCAUGUGUUUGUCAGACAUCCUUAUGUAAUGCUCACUCCAAUGCUGUCAUGUGUAAAAACCUUCGUCAUAAGCUCCGUCUCAGAAGAAAACGUGUUUUAAGACGUCGCAAUGAAAUAGAAAGAGUGGCUUUAAAAGGUUUAGUUCACAAUAAUUCAGUUUCUUGAAAAACACAUGCCAGCCGUCUAGAUAGUGCUGUGUUUGUUACAGUUGUGGCUGGAGACUCUUAACAUUCUUCAUGGAAAAUAAAAUUCAUGCAUUUCAGUUAUUUUCUGACAGAUGGACUACUGGUAAGAAGGAAUCAAAAUAAAUAUUUCUUUCAAAAAAAAAAUUUUUCUUUUCAGAAAUGGUCUCACACUCAGGUAUUUCCUUGACGUUUAGCAGAUUUUAGCACUUUUCAGAUGUAAGAAAUUAACAGUCUAAAUAAAUAAUUCAAGGAAAAUCAUUUUAAUCUGCUUAUAAAUGUUGUAUUAUGCCAUUAAAGUGGAUAGUUCCAUGUACUGUA